AUGAUGCUCAAGAACAACGCCACAAGUGCCAGCACGGCCGCAGCCGCGCGCGGUCGCAGCCAGUUGCGCUGCCACGCCGCGCUGGCGCCGUUCAAGGGUCUGGCCGUGCAAGCGGCUGGCGGCAAGUUUCAACCCUACGAGUAUGAGCCCAAGCCUUUGGGUCCCACAGAGAUAGAGAUCAAGGUCACCCACAACGGGCUCUGCCAUUCGGACCUGCACAUGAGGGACGACGACUGGGGCAUCACAUCAUUUCCCCUGAUCGCAGGCAAGGGCGCCGGCCCGCCACGACACGAGGUCGUUGGAGAGGUGGCUGCAAAGGGCGACACCGUUGCAGGCAUCGAGGUCGGCGACCGCGUCGGCUACGGCUGGCUGCGCGACUCGUGCCGCAAGUGCCGCUACUGCCUGAGGGGGGAGGAGAACCUGUGCCUCCAGCAGACCCCCACCAUCGUCGGCCGCAGCCAGCAGCAGUGCAGGACAGACGUCAUCACCGGUUGCUCAGAGUCCCUUCCCGCCGUCGCCGCCACGCCCGGCCUGCCCCUCUUUGUGUUUGCUGCCGGCGCCUUUGCCUACAAAAUCCCAGAUGCCCUGGGCAGUGCCGAGGCCGCACCCAUGCUGUGUGCUGGCAUCACGGUGUACGCGCCUCUGCGCAAGCACACCAGGCGGCCUGGUAUGAGUGUGGCCGUGCUGGGCGUCGGCGGCCUGGGGCAUCUGGCAGUGCAGUUUGCGGCUGCCAUGGGUGCUGACGUGACGGCCCUGGUCCGCGAUGACGACGAGGCGGGGGAGGCCCUGGCCCUGGGGGCGCGGGAGGCUGCCACGUCAGCGAGGGCGUUUGAAGAGAAGAAGGGGUCCUACGAUGUGGUCCUCAACUGCGCCAGUGCGCGGCUGGAUUUUGCAAAGGUCCUGGGCCUGCUGUGCCCCGACGGCGUCUUGAUACAGGUCGGCAUUCCUGGGGGCGGGGCAGAGAUCACGCUGCCGCUGCAAGACGUGGUGUUCAGCCAGAAGAGUCUGGCUGGCAGCAUUGAAAUGCUGGAGUUUGCUGUUGCCAAGGGCGUCAAGCCCAUGAUCGAGACCUACAAGCUGAGCCAGAUCAACGAGGCGGCUGCGCGCGUGGCCAGCGGCCGGGCGCGAUACAGGGUGGUCAUGGAGACCGACGAGAUCUGA
Molecule: messenger RNA, 1161 nt
Organism: Monoraphidium neglectum
Lineage: Eukaryota; Viridiplantae; Chlorophyta; Chlorophyceae; Sphaeropleales; Selenastraceae
Product: putative NADH-dependent butanol dehydrogenase 1
Exons: 15
Coding region: 1-1161 (386 amino acids)
Molecular function (GO): oxidoreductase activity, acting on the CH-OH group of donors, NAD or NADP as acceptor
Source: RefSeq, a predicted model, not a curated record